Nyctereutes procyonoides (raccoon dog) is the source of this 586-nucleotide messenger RNA. RefSeq names its product neurotensin (gene NTS). The record is from RefSeq and is a predicted model, not a curated record. Lineage: Eukaryota; Metazoa; Chordata; Mammalia; Carnivora; Canidae. Gene Ontology annotation, cellular component: axon terminus; extracellular region. The transcript is spliced from 4 exons. The coding region runs from base 74 to 586 and encodes 170 amino acids. Gene Ontology annotation, molecular function: neuropeptide hormone activity.
GAAACGCUAGAGAAAGCCCCCUUCAGCCUGUCUGUGACGUUUAUGGGCUUGGCUUGCUAGAAGGCUCAAGGAGAUGAUGGCAGGAAUGAAAAUCCAGCUGGUGUGCAUGAUACUUCUGGCUUUCAGCUCCUGGAGUCUGUGCUCAGAUUCAGAAGAGGAAAUGAAAGCAUUAGAAGCAGAUUUAUUGACCAAUAUGCAUACAUCAAAGAUCAGUAAAGCAAGUGUUUCUUCUUGGAAAAUGACCCUGCUAAAUGUUUGCAGUUUUGUCAAUAACCUGAACAGCCAAGCCGAGGAAACAGGAGAGUUUCGUGAAGAGGAGCUUAUUACAAGAAGGAAAUUUCCCACUGCCUUGGAUGGCUUUAGCUUGGAAGCAAUGUUGACAAUAUACCAGCUCCAAAAAAUCUGUCACAGCAGGGCCUUUCAACAAUGGGAGUUAAUCCAGGAAGAUGUUCUUGAUGCUGGAAAUGACAAAAAUGAAAAGGAAGAGGUUAUAAAGAGAAAAAUCCCUUAUAUUCUGAAACGGCAGCUAUAUGAGAAUAAGCCCAGAAGACCCUACAUACUCAAGAGAGGUUCUUACUACUACUGA